UUACAUCAGCCAAUCAGAGCGAGGGGCGCUGCAGCUUAUAAACCCAUCUGCUGUCGAGCCUUUCAGUUCACUGUCCCGGCUGUUCUAUCAAUCAUUGACCCGAGCUGCAUCCCUGAUCUACCGCAACCGUGAAGAUGGCUGCCCGGACCAUGCAAGCGGCGCGAUGCCCGACAGAUGAGCUGUCUCUGACUAAUUGUGCCGUGGUGAGCGAGAAGGAUCUGCAGUCAGGACAACAUGUGACUGUGAAGACCACACCCAACCACAAGUUUGUGUUUACAGUGAAGACCCACCACACUGUGGCAGCUGGAAGCAUCGCCUUCAGCCUGCCGCAGAGGAAAUGGGCCGGUCUGUCCAUUGGCCAGGAGGUGGAAGUGGCCAACUACAACUUUGACAAAACCAAGCAGUGCAUUGGCGCCAUGACAAUCGAAAUUGACUUUCUGCAGAAGAAGAGCACUGACUCCUCCGCCUACGACUCAGACAAGAUGGCUGCCGAGUUUAUCCAACAGUUCAACAACCAGGCCUUCUCUGUUACCCAGCAGUUAGUGUUCAGCUUCUGCGACAAGCUGUUUGGCGUGAUGGUAAAAGAAAUCGAGGCCAUGGAUGCCAGCAUCCUCAGAGGAGAACCAGCUUCUGGAAAGAAACAGAAGAUCGACAACGGGCUGAUGGUGGGGAACAGCCAGGUGAUUUUUGAGAAGGCAGAGAGUUCAUCCCUCACACUAGUUGGUAAGGCAAAGACCAAAGAGGCACGACAGACCAUCAUCAACCCAGAGUGGAACUUUGAGAAGAUGGGAAUCGGAGGACUGGACAAAGAAUUCUCCGAUAUUUUCCGCAGAGCUUUUGCUUCCCGAGUCUUCCCUCCAGACAUUGUGGAGCAGAUGGGCUGUAAGCACGUGAGGGGCAUCAUGCUGUUUGGGCCUCCAGGCUGUGGUAAAACAUUGAUGGCCAGGCAGAUUGGCAAGAUGCUUAACGCCCGCGAGCCGAAGAUCGUUAACGGCCCCGAGAUCCUCAACAAGUACGUAGGAGAAUCUGAGGCGAACAUCCGCAAACUGUUCGCUGAUGCAGAAGACGAGCAAAAGAGGCUGGGAGCCAACAGUGGACUCCAUAUCAUCAUCUUUGAUGAGCUGGAUGCCAUCUGCAAGCAGAGAGGCACAGGCGCCAGCAGCACAGGCGUGCACGACACCGUGGUCAACCAGCUCCUGUCCAAGAUUGACGGAGUGGAGCAACUUAACAACAUCCUGGUCAUCGGUAUGACCAACAGGCCUGACCUGAUAGAUGAUGCCCUGAUGAGGCCUGGCAGGUUUGAGGUCAAGAUGGAAAUUAGUCUGCCUGAUGAGAAGGGGCGUGUCCAGAUCUUGACCAUCCACACCAACAAGAUGCGAGGCUUCAACCUGCUCGCUCCCGAUGUCGACAUCAAGGAGCUGGCAGCCGACACCAAGAACUACAGCGGUGCAGAGCUGGAAGGGCUGGUCAGGGCCGCUCAGUCCACUGCCAUGAACCGACACAUCAAGGCCACAUCUACAGUGGAAGUGGACAUGGAGAAGGCAGAGAAGCUGCAGGUCACCAGAAGUGACUUCUUGGGAUCCCUCAACAAUGACAUCAAACCUGCGUUUGGUACGAACCAGGAGGAUUACUCCACCUACAUCAUGAACGGCAUCAUCAAGUGGGGUGACCCAGUCACUCAUGUCCUGGACGAUGGAGAGCUGCUGGUACAGCAGACCAAGAAUAGUGACCGCACACCACUGGUGGCUGUUUUAUUGGAGGGCCCACCCCACAGUGGAAAGACAGCCUUGGCAGCUCAGAUUGCAGAGGACUCGGAGUUCCCCUUUAUUAAGAUGUGCUCUCCAGACAAGAUGAUUGGACACUCAGAGAUCUCCAAGUGCCAGGCAAUCAAAAAGGUCUUUGAUGAUGCUUAUAAGUCUCAGCUCAGCUGUGUGGUGGUGGAUGACAUUGAGCGUCUGCUGGACUACGUCCCCAUCGGGCCUCGUUUCUCCAACCUGGUUCUUCAGGCUCUGCUGGUGCUGCUGAAGAAAGCUCCACCAAAGGGUCGGAAGCUGCUCAUCAUCGGCACCACCAGCAGGAAGGACGUGCUGCAGGAGAUGGAGAUGUUAGACGCAUUCAGCACCACCAUCCACGUGCCCAACAUCUCUACUGGGGAGCAGCUAGUCGACGCUUUAGAGCUGCUGGGGAGCUUCACAGAUAAAGAGCGGUCCAGCAUCGCACAGCAGCUCAAAGGGAAGCGAGUCUGGAUCGGCAUCAAGAAACUCCUCGGGCUCAUCGAGAUGUCGCUGCAGAUGGACACGGAUUACAGAGUGACCAAGUUCCUGUCUCUGCUCAGAGACGAGGGGGCGUUGAAUGAAGGCGAUCAAAUCCGAAUUUAAGCUGUUGGUCGCUCUCGCUGUGCACUGUGAUCGCAGCUUCUAUGAGUAGAGAAGCUGGAGAAGCGAAGCAAACAUCUCGCCGCCAACAAGCCACCCAAAAUGAGGAAGAUGAGAAGAAGAAAAGAAAACAUCUUCCUCUUGUCCUUACACCCAGUGAUCCAUCCAACCGUCCAUCUACUUAAACACACACCUGGUCAAAGAGAGGAACACACAAGUCCUCUUUAUCUCAGCAUGUUUCCGUGUGGCAAUGUCACUGUAUACCCGCCCUCCUCCUCUUCAUCGCCAUAAUCUUUACUUAUCGACAUAUCACAGCAAACUCCUGGAAGUCGUACUGUUAAAAAAUCUUGUUAUCUGUAAAGAAAUUGCAAUAGAUGAUUGUAAAAAAAAGUGCUGUUUUGUGCAUCGUGCGUAAAAAUAACUCAAAAAAAGAAAGAGCCAUGUAUGUUUUCAGCUGAAGUAUUUGUUGUGUUUGUUGCAUACCCUUCGUGCUGCUAAAGAUAACUAUUGAUUACAAUAUGUAUCCUCACAAACACAAGCGGAAUAAACUCAAAACAUCCAGACUUGACACUAAUCCUGUUUAAAUAUUUAAGACUUGUAUCUGAGAGGCUUUUAGUGAAUAUGUAGUGGUUGUAAAAAAAAGAAAAGCUGUUCCAUGUGUAAAUGUAAACUCCUUUAAAUAUACAGUAUGUAACUUGUUCAUGUUCUGUACAUAGUAUAUAUAGACGAAAUGCAGUAUAAAAAUAAUUGAAAGGAUCAGUCUCAUGUCUAUUUCGUAUCAGUAUGAUUCUUCCCUUUUGCUCCAGAGAUGUUGACUUUACCAGGUUACUGUAAUAGUGAAAGUAAAUGUUGGAUUGCUUUCUGUCUGUGUUGCGUGCAGUACAGUUCAGUCGAGCUAUUGUAGCUACAGUGUUCAAGUGAAAACAUAUUCCGCACUUUUAACAUCCACUCAAAGAAACCUUUAGUACUACAGAACUCGAGCUUGUGUCCGCUCGUGUGCAUGUGUGGGGAACUAAACAUUGCAUGUGUCUGGUGUGUAAGAGUGUGUGUGCGUGUGUGUGUGUGUGUGUGUGUGUGUGUGUGUGUGUGUCAGAACGUGCUUUUGAACGUGAGCAUGUGUGUGUGCAUUUGAAUCCAGGUUUAGACAGUCAGCGGUUAGUUUGUGGGGGUUUUCUCAUGUCAUGUGUUCGGUGCUUAUUGUCCAAAGUUCUUGUUUUGUUCUGACCAUUGACUGUGUGCGUGUGUCCGUGUGUGUGUGUGUGUGUGUCCGUGUGUGUCCGUGUGUGUGUGUGUGUGUGUGUGUGUGUGUGUGUGUGUAAAUAUAUAUCAACAUGCAGAUGUAUUAUUGCAAUAAAAAGCACAGAUGCACAGAAAAAAUAAACUUCCAGCUGCUUG
Molecule: messenger RNA, 3770 nt
Organism: Cottoperca gobio
Lineage: Eukaryota; Metazoa; Chordata; Actinopteri; Perciformes; Bovichtidae
Product: vesicle-fusing ATPase
Exons: 21
Coding region: 135-2378 (747 amino acids)
Biological process (GO): SNARE complex disassembly; Golgi to plasma membrane protein transport; intra-Golgi vesicle-mediated transport
Cellular component (GO): Golgi stack
Molecular function (GO): ATP hydrolysis activity; ATP binding
Source: RefSeq, a predicted model, not a curated record